Sesamum indicum (sesame) is the source of this 1706-nucleotide messenger RNA. It is a transcript of the gene HKL3, whose product is annotated as hexokinase-like 3. Gene Ontology annotation, cellular component: mitochondrion; cytosol. The record is from RefSeq and is a predicted model, not a curated record. Gene Ontology annotation, molecular function: ATP binding; hexokinase activity; D-glucose binding. NCBI's taxonomy places the organism in Eukaryota, Viridiplantae, Streptophyta, Magnoliopsida, Lamiales, Pedaliaceae. Gene Ontology annotation, biological process: intracellular glucose homeostasis; carbohydrate metabolic process.
AUGCACUGGAGACGGCGGAAGCGGUAUGAGCAAGCGCGACGGAUCCUCCGCAGAUUCGCAAGGCGCUGCGCCACACCGGCAGCGAAGCUUUGGCAUGUUGCGGAUGAAAUGGCGUCUGAAAUAGAAGCCACACUCUCGUCCAGUGAUCCAGCCACCAACCUACGCGUGCUUUUCGCAUAUCUUGCACCACUUCCUACAGGGGAAGAGAAAGGAAUAUAUUAUGGUAUAGAUCUCCGGGGAACAAAUUUUCUUAUUGUAAAAGCAAGACUGGAAGGCAAAGAUGAACCAUUGAGUGAAGUAAGCAGGCAUGAGGUUGCAAUUCCUUCUGAUAUUAUCGCUAAAGUUGAGUGUACCAGGGAAUUAUGUGAUUUCAUGGCCCUUGAGCUAGCAAAAUUUGUUUCAUUCCACAGUGAAACAGAUAGUGAUGCACGCUCAACAGAAAGAAAAUUGGGAUUUACAUUGUCAUUUGCGAUGGACGAAGCUCCUGAAUCUUCUGGCAUGGCAAUCAAAUGGAAUAGGUCAUUGGUCGAUGACACAGUUGGGAAGGAGCUGGCAGCUGAGAUUAAUCAGGCCUUGGAGAAGCAUGGCAUAGACAUGCGUGUUUUUGCAGUCGUUAAUGAUACUGUAGGAUAUUUGGCUGGAGGAAGGUAUUACAGCAAUGAGAGUGUUACUGCGGUGAAUUUAUCAAUGGGCACCGAUAUUGCUUAUGUUGAAUUGUCUAAACAAACCCCAAAUUCACCAAAAGAAUCAUCAAGAUCAGCAGAAACGGUUAUCAAUGUGCAAUGGGGAAAUUUCAGUUCCUUGAAUCUUCCAUUAACGGAGUACGAUACCUACUUAGAUGCUGAAAGCAAGGAUCCAGGAAGCCGGGUAUUUGAGAAGCUUAUUUCAGGCAUGUUUUUAGGAGAGAUUGUUAGAAGGGUCUUGCUUAAGAUGGCUCAGGAAGCAGCCCUGUUCGGGGAUUGUUUGCCACCUAAACUAACCACUCCUUACUUAUUAAUGUCACCUGAUGUGGCUGCGAUGCACCAAGACGCAUCCGAGGAUUAUCAAGUAGUGGGAGAGAAAUUGAAGGAAAUUUUUGAUAUAAACAAUUCUACUCCAAUGGCGAGGGAAAUAGUUUCAGAGGUUUGUGACAUUGUAGCAGAACGUGGGGCUCGACUCGUUGGUGCAGGAAUUGUGGGAGUUGUGAAGAAGACAGGACGCAUGGCGAACAGGAAGAGUGUGAUAACGAUCGAAGGAGGCCUGUACGAGCAUUAUCGCAUAUUUAGGAACUAUCUGCACAGCUGUGUUUGGGAGAUGCUGGGAAGCGACCUUUCAGAAAACGUCAUCAUCGAGUAUUCUCAUGGAGGCUCCGGCGCUGGUUCUGUAUUUCUGGCUGCUUCACAGUCGCAUUUUGAACGUUGAUUAUUACUGCUAAAGCCAACCAUCUUUAUUCUUAAAUUAUUUGAAAUGAAAAGCCCCCACUUGUACCAAACAGUUGGAGAAAAGACAAGGUUGAAUAGACUAGAGGUGCAGGGGGAAGAUGUCUGAUGCAGCACUGUCUUGCCAACUUAAAGAAACUGCAAAGGGAAUUCCUUAAUCUGUACAAAUAAAUGAUAAUAAAUGUAAAAAUGCGUACAGACAAUUCCAGCCUAAUAAUGCUGGAAUGAUGAGGGAUGAUCUUGGUGUGUGUGGUCACCCUGACAAUAACUUAGCAUAUGUUCUAUGUA